AUGCGGCGUUACAUCGCCACAUUGUUAGUAGUCCUCUCGCAUCUUCAAUCCGUUGAAUUGGUUAAAAUAAUCGACAAUGGCCUAGCCCCGCCAGAAAUUGUGCAUACGCCAGUGUCCACCAAACCACGCUGCAAAGUUUUCGCACCACCUCUUGACCUCGUUUUCAUUCUUGACUCGUCUGGCUCGUUGCGCGACAAAUUCCAGGACGAAAUCGACAUCAUCCGUCGAAUCAUCAAGCAUGUCACGAUUGGCAAAACAGCCACGAGGGUUAUGCUUAUCCAAUUCAGCGGUACACAGCACUUGGAAUUCAAUUUCGAGAAGUUCACCGACCGCGAAGAGCUGCUAGCUGCGUUGGAUGUACUUCGUCAUGUGUCAGGAAUUACACGAAUCGGAGGCGCUUUCGAAUUUGCGUUGAACGCACUGAAGAAACCAGAAAAUGGACUUCGCGACGGAAGUGUUCCGAAAAUUGUCUACCUUCUUUCAGACGGACGAACACACGACUAUCCAAAAGACUGGCAAAUGUCCGACACACUUCGCAAAUCGAUCCCGAAUAUUGAUAUUUGGGCGUACGGUACAGGCGAUUACGUGGCAAUGACCGCAUUGGCCAACUACACGCUGUCCGAAGACAAAAUUGUGACAAACAAAAAUCUUGAGAAGCUUGAACCACAAUUUCAAAAAUUCCGCGGUUCCGAGAUUUGUGAGCAACAACCAACAUGCGUCAAAGGAUCCGACAAACCAUUGGAUUUGGCCCUGGUCAUCGACGCUUCCGAAUCUCUUGAUCACCUAUUCACUGAUCAAAUCAAGUUUUUAACCGAUCGCGUAAUCGGAAAUGUCAACGUUCAUCCGGAAGCCGUGCGAGUCGCUUUGAUUUCUUAUUCCGGCAGCUCAUUCGUUCAUUUCAAAUUCAAUGAUUAUCGCUAUGGAAAUAACACAUCGAUUUUGGAAUUCAUCAAAAAUCUUCGAUCAAUCAAAGGCACCACCAACACGAACAUCGCAUUGGAAGACGCGCUGGACCUUUUGACAUCAAAAGACCCAUCGACCGGUGUAAGAGAGGGCGUCCCCAAAAUGGCUCUAGUGUUGACAGACGGCCACUCGCAUAGAUCGCCAAAAGAUAUCUCGGAAAAGAUGAGAGCCUUGGGCAUCAUAAUGAUCGCUGUAAGCGUGACACCUCGACCACUAGUCGAUGAAGCCGAGUUGCUAUUAAUUGCUGGCGAUGCCAAACGAGCAUUCAGUCCGCCAAACCUUUCCGAAUUCGAAUCCGAAUUUAUGAAGUAUGUCGGAUUCGGCUGCGACGGCAUCGAGCUUCCACCCGACGCGAAGCCACAGGUACGCGGUGCCACCGAUAUUAAGUGCACGGAAAAUUCCAUGAGUAUUGUGGUACGAACUCAAAGGCCAUUGCAAGGUUUAAUGUAUGCACACCACUAUCACGAUGUACCCGAAUGCAUGAUCAGAAAAACUGACAACAGCCGUGAAGUUCAAAUCUCAUUCACCGAGGGAACAUGCGGCCUCACGAAAACACCUUCUGCUAGCGGUGAUGGUUACUUUUUGAACAUCACAGUCAUCCUACAAUUCCACCCAUUGAUCAUCACUCGAGCUGACCAGGGAAUCGAUAUGUCGUGUUUCGUGCCGAGUGUGGUGCCACAAAACGAAAUUGCAAAUGGAGUAUUCAAAAAUGCAGCGGAUACUGAAUGCGUCUAUCGAUUACACAGGUACAAUCCCGGCCAAUGUGUUGCUCUCGAUGCCAAGGUCGGCGAGACACUCUACCAUCGAUGGGAAUGCGAUUGCCCACCCGAAUACAACUAUCUAGUUCACGACUGUUUCGUUCAAUCAGAAAAAAAUACACAACAAAUUCUCGACUCAAAUGGAUGCGAGGUUGACCAACAUUUUCUCGAGACACCCAACUAUUCACGAUUCCGAGAUUUCCCGGAAAUCGCGUAUGUCUUUCAAGAAAUGUCUGUAUUUAAAUUCCCCGGCGAUGGCGAUUUACUAUUCCAUUGCAAGAUUUCCAUUUGCAAUAUGAAGGAUCCAAAUGCACCAUGCGCUCAAAAUAUCCCACCAAACUGCCCAAAAAAACCAACAAUUUUACCAGUUCGACAAAAGCGGGAGACCCACAUCAGAGAGAAGCGACAAUUCGAACGCAACCGCCCACGACGUCAAAUUGUUGAAACGAAGCCUGGAUAUUAUAUGACACUACAUGUCGAAACUAGAACCCUCAACGUUCUCCUUAGCGAGAGCAUUCGCCCAAGAGAUAGCGUUAAAUACUGCGAUAUUUCGUAA
Messenger RNA from Caenorhabditis bovis, 2277 nucleotides. The record is from the annotation of a GenBank genome assembly. NCBI's taxonomy places the organism in Eukaryota, Metazoa, Nematoda, Chromadorea, Rhabditida, Rhabditidae.